Molecule: messenger RNA, 945 nt
Organism: Arachis stenosperma
Lineage: Eukaryota; Viridiplantae; Streptophyta; Magnoliopsida; Fabales; Fabaceae
Exons: 1
Coding region: 1-945 (314 amino acids)
Source: RefSeq, a predicted model, not a curated record
AUGAACAGGGACUGCAGUGCCCUCAUUCAACCAGGGGCACCUACAAAGAAGGAGGAUCCAGGGAGUUUCCACAUCCCUUGUGCCAUAGGAAAAACAAUGAUUGACAAAGGGCUUUGUGACUUGGGAGCAAGCAUCAAUGUAAUGCUUCUCUCCCUCAUGAAGAGGCUCCAAAUCAAUGAACUAACUCCCACUGAUGUAAUUAUCAGAUUGGAUGACAAAACUCAAAGACGAGCAAUAGGAGUGGUUGAAAAUGUGCUGAUAAAUGUUGGGAGCUACUACCUUCCCACAGAUUUUGUUGUUCUUGAAAUGGAUGAGAAUCCUAUCUACCCCAUCGUUCUGGGAAGACCAUUCCUAGCCACAGCCAGAGCACUCAUAGACGUAGAGCGAGGAGAGCUGGUACUGAGGAUACAUGAUGAGCAGCUCACCUUCAAUGUCUUUAAACCCUCACAAGAAUCAGAUCAUGAUAACAGAGAGUUGAUGGAGGAGCCAACCAAGGAAGCAUUGAUGCAAGAAACAAGCAGUGAAGUGGAAACAAUACAAGUAGAAGCCUCAUUGGUUGGAAAGCCAUGUGCUCAGGAAGAACCACAUCAAAAGGGGAUCCAAAAGAAACCAGAACCACCAGAGCCAUGCAAAGCUAGCAACAAAAAUCCCUUAGAGGAAGAAUUUGUAGAAAGCAAGAUAGCACUAAGAGAAACAAGGAAGAAAGUACCCAGAAGAUGGAGAAACAAGAAAAUUCCUACAGAAGAUUUCUCUCCAGGUGAUGAAGUGAUCUCUACACACUUCCCAACCAUACCACCUCACCUUCCCACUAUUCCAUCUCAGUUGCCCCCAGUGUAUACCAUCAAUAAAAUCAUGUCCUUAGAGCAUAUGGAGCUUAUCAACAAAGCUAAUGGACAUAGGUUCACUGCAAGAGGAGAGGACUUCAAGCACUAUCAGCCACCUUGA